AGCACAUUUCCGGAAUCAGAAUUUCACUUUCAUUUCAUAAAACGCAAAAUACAAAGUUAAGAAGCUUAUUAAAGAUAGCCAUGUGUGAUGUCACAUGAUGAUGAAUAGCAAUUGAUUCUUUCAUGAACAACAAAAACAACAGCUGAAAUGAAUUUUCACCCUAAUGCUAUGGCAACCCACCAAAUACCUGGUGCCGGUAGAAACUAUGCCUACAUAAGACAGCCAAUGGUUGGUAAUCCCGCAGGUCUUUCAGCAUAUCCUCUAAAUCUGAUGCAGGCAAUGCAACCGAAUCAGGCUGUUUUGUCUGGAAGCCCUAUGAUGCUCCAACAUCCAAAUAUUGCUCAACCUGGCCAGGUUUUGUUGAGACAGGGGCAACCUUUACUUUUAAGACAACCUGGGACAAAUCUGUUACAGCAGCAGGCUCAAGGAUAUGUACACAAUGGAAUGUCUGAAGUUCCCGUAAGUGGGAUACUUAGUUCAAGAUAUAACUUCACUCCACAGGGACAGAGUGGUAUAAAAGUCAAUGCUCUGAUUGGACCACGAGUCAAUAUCAAUCCACAAGGACAAGCCCAGUUAAUAAAUGCCAGGGUUAACCUGAAUUCUCCUCAGCAGGCAGGAAAUGGUGCCUUGGUUAGGAAUUUAAUCGGAAACAACAUCCAGAUUCCAAGGCCAGCAUUUGUUCUUCAAAAUGGUCAGAAUAUGUUUACAACUACUGUAAGCAAUUCAUCUCUACAGACUCAUACUGUGGUGUCCAGUUCUAGUGUGUCUCAGACAGAGGUAGUGCAGUCUGAAUCCAACCUAAGUCCCCAAGAAGAAAGUGCCUCCCCUCAUCCAACCAUAUCCACAGAGAAUAGUGGACCUAUCCCCGAAACCUCAAUCAGUUCCCCACCCUGUUCUGGUUCUACCACAGAAAAUCCAAGCAAUAUCCCAAAGUGUAGUGAAACUACCAUAGUGUCUAUUGCUGAUACAUCCCCAAGCAACCAGGGAUCAAAACUUGUCAUUCCAACUGAAACCCGAGUUCUGCAUAGAGAAAAACCUUAUGAUAAAAUAAUACGCCCUAAUUAUAUUGCACUAACCGAUCCCAACAACCAUACAAGCAAUAAAAAGGAUUCUAAAGAUCUGUUGAUAGAAAGUUUACAAAAAGAAUUACAAAGGCUGCAGAAGGAGAACUCAGAACUGAAAGUGGAAAACCAGAGAUUGAAAGGAGAAGAGCCUGAGCCAGAGAAACAGAGUGCAGCUACACUCUCAGACUCAUUACUAGUCAGCAUAACCCCAGGGGAGGGAAAUACCGAGGAGGAAGAAAUUGACGAGGAGGCAUUGUUAAAUACUGACAGUCACACAGACGACAAAGACACAUUAGGUGCUAGCCCUGAACAUCCAGAAAAUUCAAUCAAGGGACAGAUCUCCAACAAACAAAUGAACUCUGAUACAUUGAAAUCUGUCGUGGAAACAAACAGUGCUGUAACCAGUUCUCAGAAUCUGGUCAACUCAGAAUCCGACCCUUCUGCUGAAAAGAAAGAUACAGAAGCAUCAACCUUGGUGAAAACCAAGUGAAGUAGCUAUUCCCAGAGUCAUGACAGUCGUACAUUGAGAUUGCAAUAUGUAUAGAUGUUGCCAUGAUAUUAUGUGAUUAGACAUGAAUACAGCUCUCUGUAAAGUUUAUAUAGUUUGAAUUUAUAUUUGCAUGUGCUCUUUGAUAAAUAUUUGUUGUUUUUACAAAGAUUGUUCAAUGUGAUAAUUCACAUUUAAAGUUUUUCUUAUAUUUAUGAGAGAAAGUUUAAAGAUGUAUUUUUAUAUUUCAUUAGCAGUAGAAAAAUUAUUCGAACUUUCUGGUAGGAUUUAAGCAUUUUAUUGAUUUCGGAUGAAAGCUUUGACAUUACCAGGAACCUUCAAGGUAUUUUGUUUCUGAAUUUAGGAUAAUCAUACGCCUUCAGGUUAGUGUUAUGUAAUAGUGAGUUCAUUUGAGACUAAAGCUUUGUUGUGUGCAUUGGUGACGUUUUAUGUGGUAAACACUUACUGAAUGAUUAUGAAAUGAAUAUUAAGGGCUUGUACAUGUUUUUAUAUACAUGUAAAUGUUUUGUGCUAUUAAUUAGUAAGGGCAAUGUCAGAGAAGUACAGAAUAUUAAUUUCAGGGUUGAAUAUUACUACUUAAUCAUGUAAAGGUACUGAUGAAAACCCAAGAUUUGUACAAAUGGGUGAUAAAUAUUUUUAAAUACCUUUUUAUAAACUUAGCUGUGAUGAACUGGCUACAGAAUUUCAGGAUGUGAUCUAUUAUUUCUUUUUAUAUGAAUAGCCUGUAAGCUGAUUACCCGUACAUUUAAGUUGAAAUAUAGCAAACCCUAAUAGUGAUGCUUCAUUGUUCCCACUCUUCACUUAAUUUAAUUAAAAGAGAGAAGGACCCUUUAUCUGAAAAAAAAACUUUAUAAUGACAAUAUUCAAACAGAAGACAUAGAGAAGAAUUAAAUUCCAGCAAAUUCAGUUUAUCAAAUGAGACAAAAUUUUGAACAUUGUGAAAAUGAAAAUUAUACUGUAAUUGUUAGAGUUGCCUUUCUUGGCACACAUUUCAUUUUUUGUUUUUGAUGUUUCAUUAUUUGCCUUACAGUACUUGGUUUCAAGAAAAUUAUUCUCCUACAAACAUAGCAUUUAUAUUGUGUUUUGCCAUCAAAAUGUUGUUCUGUACAUAUUCUCUUUUUUUCUGAUUGUAUCAGACUAUUUUUAUCUUUGAUUUAGAAUGUUCUUUUCUACUAGACAAACUUUUUAAUUUACAGUUCUAAGUUUCAACCAAAACUUUAAUGGUUACCAAAAACAUUUUUUUUUUCUACAUUUUUUUCUUUGUAUAUUUUUCUAUCAGAUUACUUUAUGGCAAUUCAAAACAAUAUUUAUAUUCAGGAUACAUAAAAGGAAUCAGCACUACUUUAAAAAGUUUUUGAUUUCCAUUGUAAGGAAAUAGCACAGUCUGGACUCUAGGUUCACUGAUAUUUUAGUAUCUCUUAGUUUGAUUCUGCAGCUUUGCCAUUAGCAUAGACUUUAUUCAGCUACUAGUAAUAUGUUUAGUUAAUGGUUUCAUAUCAGUUCAUAAAAAAAUGCUGAUUUUGGUGGUGUUCAAGGAUUCAGCUACAUUGUAUAUAAUGGUUGCAGAAGUUGGCUCAUAUAGAUUUAUUUUUUUCACAUGUCUACCUUUAUUUGUAAGGUGUCGGAGAGGACAUUUUUAUGUUUAAGAAAAAUAAUAUCCUGACCCCAAAUGAAUUUUCUUUCAAUUCGAAAAAAAAAUUAGAAUAAGAAAAGUUGUUGAAUUUAGCAUCUUUACAUUUGACUUAGCAGCCAUUUUGGACUUAAGCAAUAUUGCCAAUUUCAGAUGUUUUUUUUUUUUCUAAACUGAUGUGUGCCAUUCGAUUAUUUCAUCUUGCUUUUAUUGCUUGCUUUCAACAGAGUAGCUACUUUGUAAAAGUUAGAGAUCAAGUCUUCUGUCGUAUAAUGUAAAAUUCUUGGUUUGAUUAGAGUUUGUUUUAAAGCUUUUUUAUGUCUUGGCAAGGUAGUCUUAGUUAUCAAGAUUCAUAACAUUGUUUUAUUUCUGUAAACAAAGCCCGAUUGAACACAUAUUUAAUUACUAGUAUCUUAAAAAGGGGGGUGUUACUUACAAAAAAUACAAAGCAUAGCUUCACAGAGAUUAAAUGAACUUGAUUACUUGAACAUUGAAAUAUUUACUUAUCUAUCAGGGUGCCAUUCUACCACAAUAAGUCUUCAAUUCUGUUCAAAAUUAUGGAUUCAGAUUUGAAUUUUACAGUCUGUGAGUACAGAGGUUUCUACAGUUUUUAUGAUGGGUGCAUUCAGUGUAGAAAGAAUUGACUUCAGUGGUCAAAAGUUUUACAAUCACUAGUUGUGUAAGUUAAUUGAUUACUGGAAAUCUGUAAACUUUCAUAAUGAAAUUGGGGGGGGGGGCUAUUAUUAUUUCAGUCUGUGACUUACAUUAGAACAAAGUCUAUAUUUUUGUUGUACUUUGGAAUUUUUUUUAAACCUUACCUUACGACAUCGAAUUGUAUAAUAGAAAAAUACAUAGAUAUUUGAAAUUGUUCUUUGGUUAUACCGGUAGAUAUGGUGUUUGUAUUAACUUAUACUCUCUGAAACACAUUAUUAUCUUUAAAUAAGAUUUGAUUGGAUUUAUAUUUACCCACAACAGAAUUUAUGUGCAUAAUUUUAUCUUAUUUUUCUCUGACUAUUUUUAUCUAGCUGGAAUUUUAUGUAACAUUACUGGUAGAUGAUUUUUUCCCUUGAUUUUUUUAUGCAAUACGGGCAAAGGAAACACAUUUCUAAUUAAUUUUUCUUUUCAAAAUUUGUCCGCUUUCUCCAUGUCCUUCAGGUUAUGGGGAUUUAUGUUAGUCUAUUAAUGAUGGAUUUAAAAGAAAUUGCAAAAACCCAUGGAAAGGAAAUGUUAUCUUUGUAGUGUAGACUUAAGAUUUAAGCAAAUGUGGGAUAACAACAGCAGGUCAAAGUUUAACAUAGGAAUAUGCAGAGAUUGAUACAUGUGUAUUCAUUUGACAAUGAGAAUGGUUACUCAGGUGAGCGUUGUGGCCCAUGAGCCUCUUGUUAGAGGGUUAUUCUAUGCCUCGACUAAAUAAUGGAUAUGUUCUUUUACUAAAGAUGUUUUAGCACAUUUUUUUAUUAUACCGUUCGUAUCUGGUAGUUUUUUUUUUUUUUGUGUAAUUUUCAAUUACUGAAGUGGUUCCAUGACAUCAUAUUGAGAACUCUUUUGACUGUUGUUUUCUAAUCAGUAGCCAAUAAAAAAGUGUUCACAAAAAUUA
Saccostrea cuccullata (small rock oyster) is the source of this 4799-nucleotide messenger RNA. RefSeq lists its product as uncharacterized. NCBI's taxonomy places the organism in Eukaryota, Metazoa, Mollusca, Bivalvia, Ostreida, Ostreidae. The record is from RefSeq and is a predicted model, not a curated record. Bases 148 to 1554 code for a protein of 468 amino acids. The transcript is spliced from 4 exons.